This is a messenger RNA of Petromyzon marinus (sea lamprey), 4919 nucleotides long. RefSeq names its product EH domain-containing protein 3-like. Gene Ontology annotation, molecular function: protein binding; calcium ion binding; GTP binding. Gene Ontology annotation, cellular component: plasma membrane; cytoplasm. Lineage: Eukaryota; Metazoa; Chordata; Hyperoartia; Petromyzontiformes; Petromyzontidae. Gene Ontology annotation, biological process: endocytosis; endosomal transport. The record is from RefSeq and is a predicted model, not a curated record.
CCGUGGCGGGGCGGCCCCCACGGUGCCCGGCGAGGGGGGACCCGGGCGGUUCGCAGAGACGGCGGCAGUGGAAGCCACGAGGGCAGCAGCAACAGCAGCAGUGACAGCAGCUCCAGCCAAAGCAGCGGAAUUUGAAGCAACAGCAGUGACAGCAGCAGCAUUUGUUUGAACCAGCAGCAGUAUCUGAAGCGGCAGCAGUUGACAGUGGCAGCAGCAGUCGGACACCAGCAGCAGUGACAGCAGCGGUAGAAGCAUCCUCCUCCUCCGCAGCAGCAGGAGAAAUCUGAGCAGUAGAAAAUCGGCAGCGGGCAGCAACACAAGCUUCAGUACCAACAGCAGCAACAGAAGCCGCCACCAUGUUCAGCUGGUCCAAUAAGGACGCGACGGACGGCAAGAACCCGGAGAUGUUCCAGACGGUGUCGGGCGGCCUCAAGAAGCUGUACCGCACCCGGCUGCUGCCUCUGGAGGAGCACUACUCCUUCCACUCGUUCCACUCGCCCGCGCUGGAGGAUGCGGACUUCGACAACAAGCCCAUGGUGCUGCUGGUCGGGCAGUACUCGACGGGCAAGACCACCUUCAUCCGCUACCUGCUCGAGCAGGACUUCCCCGGCAUCCGCAUCGGGCCCGAGCCCACCACGGACUCGUUCAUCGCCGUGAUGCACGGCGACACGGAGGGCACCAUCCCGGGCAACGCGCUGGUGGUGGACCCCAAGAAGCCCUUUCGAAAGCUCAACGCGUUCGGGAACUCGUUUCUCAACAGGUUCAUGUGCGCUCAGCUGCCCAACCCCGUUCUGGAGAGCAUCAGCAUCAUCGACACGCCGGGCAUCCUGUCUGGAGAGAAGCAGCGCAUCAGCCGAGGCUACGACUUCACGGCGGUGCUCACGUGGUUCGCCGAGCGCGUGGACCGCAUCAUCCUGCUGUUCGACGCGCACAAGCUCGACAUCUCGGACGAGUUCUCCGAGGUCAUCCGCGCGCUCAAGGGCCACGACGACAAGAUCCGCGUGGUGCUCAACAAGGCCGACCAGGUGGAGACGCAGCAGCUGAUGCGCGUUUACGGCGCGCUCAUGUGGUCGCUGGGCAAGGUAAUCAACACCCCUGAGGUGGUGCGCGUCUACAUGGGCUCCUUCUGGUCCAACCCGCUGCUCAUUCCCGACAACCGCCGCCUCUUCGAGAUGGAGGAGCAGGACCUCUUCAAGGACAUCCAGACACUGCCACGCAACGCCGCGCUGCGCAAGCUCAACGACCUCAUCAAGAGGACGCGUCUCGCGAAGGUGCACGCGUACAUAAUCAGCCACCUGCGCAAGGAGAUGCCAGCCGUGUUCGGGAAAGACGCAAAGAAGAAGGAACUGAUCGCCAACCUGGGCGAGAUCUUCACGCGCAUCGAGCGUGAGCACCAGAUCUCUGCCGGAGACUUCCCCAACCUCAAGAAGAUGCAGGAGCAGCUGCAGGACCAGGACUUCACCAAGUUCCACACCCUCAAGCCGAAGCUGUUCGAGAAGGUGGACGAGAUGCUGAGCCACGACAUCGCGCGGCUCAUGGGCCUCGUGCGGCAGGAGGAGGCGCGUGUCCCUUCGCAGGCGGUGCGUGGCGGCGCCUUCGAGGGCACAGAGAAUGGCCCGUUCGGUCGCGGCUAUGGCGAGGGCGCGGGCGAGGGUGCCGACGAGGCCGACUGGGUCGUGAGCAAGGACAAGCCGGCCUACGACGAGAUCUUCUACACGCUGUCGCCGAUCGACGGCAAGAUCAGCGGCGCCAGUGCCAAGAGGGAGAUGGUGAAGUCGAAGCUGCCCAACACGGUGCUCGGCCGCAUCUGGAAGCUGGCGGACGUGGACAAGGACGGCAUGCUGGACGACGACGAGUUCGCCCUCGCCAACCACCUCAUCAAGGUCAAGCUGGAGGGGCACGAGCUGCCCGAGGAGCUGCCCAUGCACCUGCUGCCCCCCAGCAAGCGCAAGCUGGCGGUGGCCGAGUGAGCGGCACCGCACGUGCGAGAGCGGGCACCCGCGCGCGGUGCUGCUCGUCGUUAAGCGUCCCGCGUCGGAUGGGAGCCGGCGCCCACUUUUCAGUGCGGAGCUCCGUGCCUCCGAGGAGUUCUUCCACGGCUGGCUUUGCACACUGGGCUUUGCGCGGGGGCCACUUAACCGCACACGUGACUUUGUCUGCACGCGUGCGCGCGCACGUACGCACGCACGCACGCACACACAUGCACGCUUACGACGAUGGUAUGAAGAGCAGGCCGGGAAAAAGAACUCCAGCUCGCUCGCCGUGACCUGCUGGCUCGCGCGUGGUGGCGAGUUCACGCCCGUGUUCACACGCACGCGUUCACAUGCGCGUUCACGCGCACGCGUUCACAUGCACGCGUUCAUAUGCACGCGUUCACAUGCGCGUUCACAUGCGCACUUGUCAACGCGCGUGUGCCACGGGAGCACGCGAAUGCGCGAGCGUGUACACGCAGCCCGCGUGCGUGCUUGCUCGGGAACCUCCCUUCUGCCGACGCCGUCUAGCUGUUAAACGCGUCUUGUGUUCACCAAUGUAAAGUUUAACUCGUAACAUAACUUAAGCCGUCCCAUGUCGGCACACGUACAUAGAAAAAUAUUAAUGCUUUGGAAAGGAAUAUAUACAUUAUAUAAAAAACUAAACAAAGGGACACUUUCCAUAAAUUAAUUCAAUUUAAACACUGUUGAACAAAAAUGCAGAAGUUGUCGUGUGAGAACAUUUGCGUGCUUGUAAAAGUUUAUUAUAAAUGUUAGCCGUUAGCUUUUCAGCCAAAAAUACAAAAAAAUACUAAUGCAUUUUGCCCCUGGCUCUCACCGCACGCUCGCCCGUGAGAGACACAACGGGCACCGUUUCCGGUCGGGAGCGAGGGGAACGGGCGACCUUGUGGCGCACGGCCAUUGUGAAAAGGUCACCUCGAGGAACCCGGUUCCCCUGUCCGAGACUCGCGUCACUUAUAGACUGGGGGUAGGUGGUGUAAAACUGCCAGUAGCCACGCUCCGUAGCAGGAGGUAUACUGGAUGUGGUGUGUGCCGGGUGGCGAUCCGAGUUGCCGACCUGGGUAAAAUAAUAUUUUGACAAAUGUAGAAUUAAAGUUACGUAAAUGAAUGGGUGGCCAGCUGCCCGCAAGCCACUGUUGAGAUCCUGGGUUUGAAUCCAGGUUUCAGCUGCCCGCGAUGAAAUGAGAUUCUCAAAGCUUGCAGCAGCGAGUUUAUAUUCUCAGGCCCGGUCACCAAUGACAGGAGAGAUAAACAUUGCGUUCAAUGUGCAUCUGAGAAUUACCAAUGCUGGUUUAGAUUUUGAUGUGGCAUUGUGACAAUACACCGAUAGCACGAUCGAUCGCGAUAAAAAUGCGGGACGAGGACAUGAAAAUUAGAAGGCAAUAAAAACAGCACGACAAAACAGUGGCACGAGUAGGAGGCCAACAUUUAACAAAGAAACGCCUCCUUUUUUGGCGAUGAGAAGCGAGCGUUAACGAGCCUCAUUUCUACUCCUUGACAUCGCGAAGAGAGAGGGCCUUUAAUUUGUGUGCCAUGCCGUGGCUCACCUGGGCGGGUGGGACCGCACCUGGGAGGCGGCACUAGUCGUGCGUUAAUUUGCCUUUGUUUGGCACCACGAGCCGCGGGUGGGUUCGUUUAUAAACGGCGUGGCACGCGACACAGCGGUCGUGCAGCGGUCUCCGUUCAGGAGGCGAGCGAGGCCGCCGUGCCCUCCGACGCCCCAACUCCGACCCUCCAACUCCGACCCAGACGGUGUGCCCAGGAACCGGGGCGGUGUUUCCGAGCCUUAAUCCGCACUGUUCAUGCCUUGGUUACUCCAGCCGCGCUCUAUGGACGAGUGAACACUCUGGUGCCACCGCGACACUCGCAACUGGCUGUCUUGGCGUCCGCAUGCAUUUUACUCCACAGUGGUCUUUACCCGGCAGUUGCCGGUUGGAGCCAGUGUGUCACCACACCUGGCGGCAGUGAGCUGGAGUUUAUUUUUGGUUGGCGAUGACAGAUGAUGUUUGUGUACCCGGGAAAGCCCCGCCGCAUCUCGAGACUCGUUUUCUCAGCAGGAGGCGGUGUUGCCGUUUCCCCCAGCUGAGUAAAUCUGCAGGUGAAUUUCUUCCAAAUUUGGACCGCAACGCCGGCACAUGUGGCCUACGCUUUUUUGACAAACGGUCACGUAACAAAAAAAACUCUCGCGUCCACUGCGAAGCGCAAAGCCUGCGAAUUUUCCGGCAACCGCGGGCGGCCGCGGUCGCUGGAACGCGCUACCGCCUGGCCAUGUCGGUGUCGUGGUCUCCCGAGGUUCUCUGGGAGCGAGGGGUGCCUUCGCUGCCCGCCCUGGUGUUGUGUUGGCGGCGAUAGAGGGCGUCCUCCGGCAUAUUACCACCUGCCCGCCCGUCCGGCUGCUGCUGCCCGGCGCGCGCGGUGUGCGAGUGGCCGUCUGCAUUGGGAGGUGUUUGCUCAUCCAACCCCGCUCCUUUCCCCUCUGUCCUGCCGCGAGGUGUAUUGUUGACUGAUUUCUGUUGUUUCUUAGUGUUGUUUUUCUUGUUCAUGGCGUUACAGUAGAAGCUGAAUGUGUGUCUGCUCAGGCCCAUCCAGGGCUUCCUAAAGGCCCAUUGUGGGGCCCCCAUUUGUGUCAGUCCUGGAGCAAAUUGCCCCCCCCCCCACUCUGGGCGGCCCCUGUGCAAUUCUCUUGGGAGCAAGCACUCCUGUGCUGAUAUCCGAAGUAGUGUGCUUGUAUCAGAUGUUGCUCUGUGCCCCCUCCCCACCAGUGUGAGGAUUCGUUGCCUGCUUCAGACCUGUGCUUACACAAGGUGUAAUUAUGUCCAUCUUCUACUGUACUCUUAGCCAUGUCCAGUUGAUUCUUUCUCGUGAACUGAUUCGUGACGGCAGAGGUCAAGUUUCAUUAAAAAAAUAAACUGCGACGUCAUUCCCAGA